Molecule: messenger RNA, 696 nt
Organism: Diaporthe batatas
Lineage: Eukaryota; Fungi; Ascomycota; Sordariomycetes; Diaporthales; Diaporthaceae
Exons: 3
Coding region: 1-696 (231 amino acids)
Source: RefSeq, a predicted model, not a curated record
AUGUCUGAGAGCUCAGGCAUCAUCUUCCACCUGGGGGCAGCGACGGGCACCACUGGAUGUCCACGGCCACUUCGUCGUCGUCGAGUGCACCCAGCACGACUGGGGCAUGAACGAGCCAACCCUCCUCGAGAUCCUGAACUUCUACAAGAAGAUGCCGGCAAGGUGCUAUACCAGGAGUCACUCAGGGAUGGAAGCGGCUCUGGCGAUGACAGCGACGGGUCAGAUGGCGGCGCGUCAAGCUGGGUGUACCUGAUGCGUACAAAACAAGGUCAUGACUACGGCGGUUACUUCGACCUUGACAACGAAGAGGGGUACGUCGAGUGCGACGCGCAAGGAAAGCCCAUCAGCAGGACUACAACGAAGGAUGUCUUCUACAGCCAGAGCCGGAAGGCAUGGUUUUACAUUGGCAGCCACCAUUUCCGCCAGCCCGUGACCAUCGAGAAGAGCCCCAAGAAUCGCACGUUCUUUAAGAACUCCCAGGGCAAGCCCCAGCUUUGCCAGUGCGUGGAUCCAAAGGCACUGGCAACUAUCAACCAACGAGUGCGUUCAAAGACCUUUUGGCUCAAGAAACAAGCGCCUCCGCCUUCUCCCAAGCAACCCGGCCGCCAAAAAGUAACUCGGUUCGAAGUGGCCGUUUAUUUCGAAUGGCUGAGGUCCGGAACACAGACAGACUACGCUCUUUACACGACUAUAUAG